Messenger RNA from Scaptodrosophila lebanonensis, 1103 nucleotides. RefSeq names its product PRA1 family protein 3. The record is from RefSeq and is a predicted model, not a curated record. The transcript has a single exon. NCBI's taxonomy places the organism in Eukaryota, Metazoa, Arthropoda, Insecta, Diptera, Drosophilidae. Bases 265 to 891 code for a protein of 208 amino acids. Gene Ontology annotation, cellular component: membrane.
CGUACACAUUUGUGAUCUACGCUGGACGACGACACUCAUAGCUUUGAUUUAAAUUUUAGUGACGAUAAUUAUAAUUCAGACGAGCGUGCGCCUCUCUUGCCGAAAAGUCGUCUAAAAUCGAGAGAUUCGGGAGUACGGCAGAAAAUAAGGCAGCUGACGUCUCAGCUGUUCGACGUGGAACAAUUUUCGUACCAGAGAUUAAAAUCGACACAGGAGCGCGUGUCACACCAAAACAAAUACACCAGUAGGAGCAGCAAGAAAACCAUGUCAGCAUCCUCAUCAGCAGCAAAUGCCGCGGCCGAUGCUGCGGCAGCACUUUCAGGAAAUUUGCAGUUGCCACCGCUGCGCACCUUGGACGACUUUGUGCUCGGGUCAGCACGUUUCCAGCUUCCAAACCUCAAGGACUUUGACAAGUGGGGCAAUCGUGUGGUAAAAAACUUACUCUACUACCAAACCAAUUACUUCCUACUCUUCUUGGCCAUAUAUGCGUUGAUGGUGGUUUUCAAUCCGGUUAAGAUCAUUAGCGGUCUCUUGGUGCAGGCUAUCAUCAUUGCCGUCAUCUGGCAGUUCUUCAGUGGCAAAUCUAAAUCGAAUUUUAUCGCCAGCCGCCUAAGCGGUGGAUUGGCCGCCCAACAAAAUGCUCAACAAAAGUGGUACAUUCUGGCCGGUGCUCUGCUCUCCUGUUACAUCUUCUUGCACUGCAUCAGCGCUGUGUUGCUGACCGCCUUCACCUUGCUGUUGCCCAUAUCGGUGACCUUUGUUCAUGCAUCGCUGCGACUGCGCAAUAUAAAGAACAAAUUGACCAACACAAUCGAAAGUUUUGGACCCACAACACCUAUGGGCGUGCUCUUGGAUGCCUUGAAUGUUCGUGCGGAUGCCAUUCUUAACUAAAGGAUAAUUAUUAAAGCGUUUGCAUUACUGAAGUUUUACCCCCAAUGUUGAUCAAUUAUGAAUGCUUUAGCUUUCAAAAACCGUAUUACUCGAUAAUCGAUUUGAUCUUUUAUUAUUUUUACUAUUUAAUCAUGAAUUUGUUACAAUUAUCAAUAUAGUCUGCAAUUUUGAUUGUCAAUAAAGUUGUCCAAUAAAGUUUAAAUGAUAACUAA